Molecule: messenger RNA, 1769 nt
Organism: Saccoglossus kowalevskii
Lineage: Eukaryota; Metazoa; Hemichordata; Enteropneusta; Harrimaniidae
Product: arylsulfatase B-like
Molecular function (GO): sulfuric ester hydrolase activity
Source: RefSeq, a predicted model, not a curated record
CACACGGCACCGAUGAGUAUAUAUAUAUAUUUAGUACAAAUACGAUGGGAUUGAUAAACAGCUUGGAGCAGUCAUAAUGUAUUGUCUUUAUUUCGUAUUUGUUGUUCUGGCACUGCCAUACAUUAGCAAGCCAUGUAUUGCUAAAGCAGAACAACCGCACAUUGUUCUAAUAUUCGUGGAUGACCUUGGGUGGAAUGACGUGGAAUGGCACAACCCGGAUAUCAAGAUGCCCGUCUUGAGUAAACUCGCCGCUGAUGGCGUCAUAUUCAACCAAUCAUAUACACAUCCUACAUGUACACCAUCAAGAGCUGCUAUGAUGACGGGAAUGUAUCCGUUUAGAACAGGAAAUCAGCAUCAAAUGAUCUUCAACCUCCAUCCUAGUGGAGUUCCAUUGGAAUUCAAGCUAUUACCAGAAAAACUGAAAGAAGUUGGGUAUUUUACUCAUAUGGUUGGGAAAUGGCACUUAGGGUUCUGUAAGGAAGAGUAUCUACCAACCAGUCGUGGCUUUGACUCGCACUAUGGUCUAUGGACAUUGGGAGUCGGCCACUAUGAUAAAAUGAAUGGAGUAUUAUCGCCAUCAGAAGGGUAUGAUUUCCGUGACAACAUCGGAGUGGUACCAAAAAGUGAUGAAUAUCUGACAUUAAUGCUUGCAGAGAGAGCAGAGCAUAUAAUAAAUGGACAUUACAAUAAACAUCCACUAUUUCUUCAGUUUACAAUGGACAUCCCUGCAAAGCAUCUAGAGAUCCCAGAUACAUUUGAAGCGUUGUAUUGCGAUAUUGAAGAUGAACGAACCAGGAAAUUUUAUGGAAAGUUAUCUUUGAUGGACCAUGUAAUUGGUCGUGUGGUAGAUGCGUUGAAGGCACGUGAAAUGUGGGACGAUACGGUAUUGAUGUUCAUUGGUGACAAUGGAGCGUUAGCAUCUCAAGCCGGGUCUAACUACCCAUUCCGGGGUAUUGCUGGUACGCUGUUUGAGGGCGCCACUCGAGUUCCAUCACUUAUCCAUGGGAGUAUGUUGCGGGAGACUGGAUAUGUAAAUAAUGAGUUAUGGAACUUGGUUGAUUUGCAUAGAACGAUACUUGCAUUGGCAGGCGCUGAAUCUGGUUCUAUGUGUGAACUUGAUGGAAUGAAUAUGUGGGACACAUUCUCAAAAGGUAAAAAAUCACCAAGGGAAGAACACGUCUAUAAUAUAGAUGAUGAUCCGAUAUCCCCCGGUGCUGCUAUCAGGAUCGGAGACUAUAAACUGAUUACAGGACAUCCGGAUUUAUUGUAUCCAUAUCGCGAUAUCAGUUUAACAGAUGGUUGGUACAAUUAUGGUGACCCCCCAGCAAGCGGGUUGCCAAGUACAGAUCAAGAAGCAAACGCACCGCCCCCAUUGAACGUGGAAUACUUGUUCAAUGUCGUAGUUGACCCAUCGGAAAAAAACAACAUUGCCGAUCAACAUCCCGAUAUAGUACAGAAUUUACGUGAUCGACUGGAUGAACAUCGUAAACUACUAAUUCCGCCCGUAAACCAAACAACAGAGCUAGCCGGUGAUGCCGCGAAUUAUUGCGGCGUUUGGUCGCCUGGAUGGUGUUAGUUGCUACUCACACUACUAAACCUAUCACAUCACAGUGUUAACUAUUGAAGAUAUAUACGUAAUUUUUACUACCUAUUUUGACAUAUUCGAUGCAACACUAGUAAUCUGUCAAUUUACAUCGUAAAUGUGAGUCAUCAUGACAAGCACUGCCGCCGUCACAUAUAUACGAACAAAAUAAACCAAACUAAUGCAA